CAAUAAAAAUAUUUUGAGAAUAAAAAUCACUUACUGUGUCCUCUUCAUAUUAAAUAAAUGUUCUGUGAUAAGUGUUUCUUGUUCUUCGUGCGCUUUUAUCAGAAUUUGAAAGACGCUUACGCGCGUUGCACUUGAUAAUACUACCGAAAGCAGUCAUUUAAGAAACGAUAAUUGAAAAAACAACAACAAUAACAUUCAAUCAGCUCAAACGACACUCGACGAGACGUGAACGACAAUAAGAAAUCAACCAAAACAUCACAAAAACUAUCUUCGUACAACUUGAGUGAAAGUGGAACGAAAUUAAAACGGAAUAUUUUCAACGAGGUGAUUCGACUUUCAAAAGCAAAGAGAAAAACAAACAAAAACAAAUAAAAAAAACGUCAAAAAUAAAAGAAAAAUCAAAAAUAAAAAACUAGCUGCGAACAGCUCACACACCCCACUCCACAACACCAACAGCGCGCGUUUUGUGUAUUUGCGUGCGCGCGGCAGCCAGCAUAACACCACCACCACCAACUACAUACAGAACUUAUUUUGGUUUUUAUGGCAGAAGUUUGGAUUGCUGCAGUUAAUGUGCAGCAGCACAGCCAGCAGUUUUAAAAUCCGGCACAACGACAACAACAAUACCAACAACUACUACAACAACAACGGCUAUGAAAGAGACUAAGCAAACGAACAACAAAAUCACCGCCAACAACAACAACCAUAAGCAAACGUAGCGAAUUCGAAAGAAACAACAACAACAAGAAAAAACAAAAAACUGGCAUACAAAAGAGUAUAAUACUGUAUAAGUAGCAAUAGUAAAUGCAAAUAAAGCGACCAUAAGCGCAUGCAACAGCAGCAACAAACAUACAUACACAAAGAACUAAAAUCGUACAACAACGGCAAACCAAGCAGUAAAAACGUACAACAAAAUAACAACAACAACAACAAAACGCAAAGUAGUAAAAUCGUACAACAACAUAUUAAAAACAACAACAAAGUCUGCGAAUGCGUACAAAAAAAAUAGAAAGAGCUUACGCUUGGACACCUGCAACUCGCUGGAUUCAGGCGCCGCAUGCAGCACCAACCGCCACAGCUGCAAAGCUAAACAAAUAAAGAAAGAGGAGAUAAAAAAGUUUAACAAAAUUCCGCAGCAACUGCACAGCGCAGCAGCGAAGUGGCAUUAGCAUUCCACAUAUACUCACACACACUCAUACAUGCGCACACAUACAUAUGCGUGCAAUUACAGUUAGCAUAAAACGCGCUACUUUUUUCACUUUCGCGCGCCUCCUCGCCUAUCUGACUAACGCUCAUUGCAUUGCUCCUACUCGCUGGCCAUAAACGCAACGUCUCACCAACACUAACACCACCAACGUCACCAUCAUGGGUCAGUUUAAAUGUUGCUGCGUAGGCACUUUGUGGAGUAAUGUUUUUCUACUACUCAUCACAAUCGGCUACCGGAGCGGAAGCGGCAGUGGUACGCUCGUGUUUGCACAAGGCCAUAAUCAACCAGAUGAGCCGGAGCCGGAGUUCUUGGCGCAAUUGACCAACUUUUCAGUGCCGCAAGGGCGCGAUGUCUCAUUCACGUGCGUGGUCAACAACUUGGGCCAGUAUCGGGUUGCUUGGAUUAAGUCCGACUCGAAAGCAAUACUCGGCAUUCACACCCAUAUGGUGUCACUUAAUCCCAGAUUAUCAGUGACACACAAUGGGCACAACACCUGGAAACUUCACAUAUCCCACGUGCAGCUCAACGAUUCAGGCAGCUACAUGUGCCAGGUGAACACAGAUCCCAUGAAGAGUCUGUCUGGCUAUUUGGAUGUUGUAGUGCCGCCGGAUAUUCUAAAUCAUCCGGAACAAAAUCUCGAAGAGGGUAUCUGCAAUGAAGGUGGCACAAUCGUGCUCAUCUGUAGUGCUACAGGCGUCCCUGAACCGACUGUGCAAUGGCGACGUGAGGGCGCUAAGGAUAUAGUUCUACGAACGGAGACAAGAGAGAAACAAGUGGUCAAAACGGUGGAGGGUGAGCGGCUCGUGCUGACGAAUGUGCAUCGCACCGACAUGGGCGGUUAUUUGUGUAUUGCCUCGAAUGGUGUACCGCCGUCCGUGAGUAAGCGCUUCGACGUGCAUAUCAAUUUUCCACCGUCAAUUAAGGCUGUCAAUCAGCUGUUGGGCGCCCCCGUUGAACGUGAAGUCACACUUGAAUGCAUUGUCGAAGUGUAUCCGAAACCGCUCAAUGGCUGGUAUCGCAACGAAGGUAACUUAAAACUGCAUAGUAGCAACAAGUACAACAUAUCGGAGGCCAUGAUUAACUUGUACACGUGGCAUCUCAACCUGACAAUACGUCAUCUGACAAAGGCCGACUUUGGCGCCUACACUUGUUCCAGCGUCAAUGCGUUGGGCAAAAGCGAAGCGCGGAUACGGCUGCAAGAACUGCGUUUACCGCCCAAACCGACAACAACGCCAACACCUUACGUUUACACCACGCCGAAGCCGCGCCGCAAACCGCCAACGAACCAUCAGAACAAAGGACUCAACGAAGUGGUGCGCGCCAAGGAGACCCAUCACGUCACAAAUCAAAUGCAGGAAAAUGACAUCUACACCGGUCUGAGUGGCACUGGCGGUGCCUUCUUUGGCAGUGCCAACACGCUCAGCAGCAACGGAGCGCUGGGCGAUGCUGCAAUCGUUGCCCUAGGUAACGGUAAUGCGAAUAGCAACAACAACAACAAUGGUAAUGGCAACGGCAACAUCAUCAGCUUGAAUAGCGGCCUGACAAACGGAGCGGAAGUACACACACAACUACCGACACGUAAUGCUGGUGUCUACGAGAAAACGCAAAAAUCGUCGACCGGCGUCGUACCCUCACCGCGCUCUCCGUGGGUCUUCGCGAAUGCUGCAGCGCCACAAAUGCAUUUUAACGCACAGCGACUACUGCACGCGGCAAAUACGAUUACACUCCUCUACGUCGCAUUAUCCUUGUUCAAAUUCAUAUCGAAUGAGUUGUCCGUCGCCACGCUCACAGCCACGACACUAUGGCGAGCGAAUAUCUGAAGCGAAGCACAGCGACGACGGCAACAAGCAAGCGACGAUAAUAAGAGCAUAACAAUAACAACAAUAAAACGGUGGCGACAACAACAACAACGCAUUCUCAAAGUGUGUGGUAUUCGGUUGUUGCUCGUGGCAAGUUGGAGUUGGGAAUUCAUCGUCGCGAGUGCUACUUCGUACCGAAGGUGAACUGACUUGAAAAAACAACAACAAAAACAAUAUCACGGAAUUACAUAAAUAACAAGAAUUAUACGUAUUAGCAGUUAAGAGCAAACAUAUACACACACAUACACAUAUGUAAGUACAAUACGAAAUAAACAUAAGUUAAUGUUUAAAGUUAAGAUUUAAGUUGAAAUCGCAUACAUAUAUAGAUACAUACAAACACUCAUAUAAGUAACGCAAUAUCAUCAAAUGCAUAUGUGUGUUAUAAUCAU
Messenger RNA from Bactrocera neohumeralis, 3452 nucleotides. RefSeq names its product lachesin (gene DIP-lambda). Bases 1363 to 3024 code for a protein of 553 amino acids. Gene Ontology annotation, cellular component: neuron projection. The transcript has 12 exons. Lineage: Eukaryota; Metazoa; Arthropoda; Insecta; Diptera; Tephritidae. The record is from RefSeq and is a predicted model, not a curated record.